Metschnikowia bicuspidata var. bicuspidata NRRL YB-4993 is the source of this 705-nucleotide messenger RNA. RefSeq lists its product as uncharacterized. Lineage: Eukaryota; Fungi; Ascomycota; Pichiomycetes; Serinales; Metschnikowiaceae. Gene Ontology annotation, biological process: DNA replication; DNA damage response. Bases 1 to 705 code for a protein of 234 amino acids. Gene Ontology annotation, molecular function: double-stranded DNA binding. The record is from RefSeq and is a predicted model, not a curated record. Gene Ontology annotation, cellular component: nucleus. The transcript has a single exon.
AUGGGCAAGGCUGAUUUCGGCUCGGCCAAGUACCAGGCCAAGCAGCUCAAAGCCCUGGGGCUCCAGAAAUUGCGCUACUACUGCCAGCUCUGUCUGAAGCAAUGCCGCGAUGCCAACGGGUUCAAAAACCAUCUCGCGUCGCCGUCCCACACGGGCCGUAUUUCCAACUUGAGCACUGCGGGCAGGGCCCAGGACGUCAUUGCACAGUACCUGCUGCAAUUCGAAGCGGAGUUCUUGCGGCUUUUGCGCGUGAACCACGGCACCAAGAAGAUCAGUGCCAACAAGUUCUACCAGGAGUACAUCUUGCACGACAAGGACCACGUGCAUAUGAACGCCACACGCUGGAGCUCGUUGACUGCAUUCAUCAAGCAUUUGGGGCAGUCUUCCAAAGUGCGUGUGGAAAUCCCGGAGGACGCAGACGACGAAUUCAACCUAUUCAUCCGACUUGUUGACCUGCCUUUGGAAACACUGGACGGCCAUAGGGCCCGAGCUUUGCAGACUGAGGAGGAACGGCUGAUGAAGUUUUUAGACGCGCAGAUUGAAAAGGGCAAGCAGUUGCAAAGCGAGGCGGCGCCGUCGCCUGAGCCUGCUCCGGUUGUGCCUGUGGCGACUGGUCCGGUGGCCAUAUCUCUCCGGGGCGUGCGCAUGAAGAAACCCCCAAAAAAACUGGCGUUUGGAUCUCAGAGCGAUGAUGACGAUGAGUAG